AUGGGCGGAAGAGUCCACGGAGUUGGGCAGAAGGAGGCGGAGCCCGGCGUGAGGCGCUUCCCAGGCUCUAGUGAGUUCCUGGAAUUCGGGGAUUCCUGCUCGGGCAUCAGCGCCUGGAAGGCGGGGUCGGAGGCGGGGGGAGCCCUCGGCGGGGCGGGCGCUGAGCCCGGCGGUGCCAUUCACUCCCUCCGAAGCCAGCGCCCAGGCCCGCCAGCCGCCCCCGCGGCGCGGUCUCCACCCCUGCUCCGACCCCGGCCCGCCCCAGGCGCUCGCAGCCGCCGCAGGACGUCGUCUCCACCUCGCGGCGCCCUCUGCCCACUGCGAGCCCCGCAGCCCGCGGCGAGCUCAGGUGACACUCGAUCAGAACCGUCGCUGUGCCUUGCACUGUGUCACCGUAAGGUUCUCCUCAGGCGAGCUCAUUAUCCCCUACACGCCGCGUCUCGAGACUCAACCCCGCUGAGCUCUGGGGUCGUAGCUGCAGCUGCUUCGGCGCUCCAAGACCAGAGAGGAAGCAAAGGCACAGCUUGGCAGCCAGGCAUCGCCGCUUUGGCCUUGCAGGUAAGACAGACAAGGAAGGUGAUCUGGGAGGCUGGAGAGCUUGCCAAGGUCACGGACCGCUGGCUUUCUGCCUCCCAGGUCCAAGCUCUUUCCUGGACAUCUGCAGGCAAUGUCGACAUGCCCUCCGGCGUCUGUGGUGGGCAAAGGAUGUGCCUCCACCUCCGGACCUUCCGAUCCCGCUGCAAGUGUCCCUCAGCCUGUUUCCUGAGAAGCCCUGGGGCUUCUGGCUUGUUACUUUUUCUUUCUCUUGAAGUAAACAGAAAAAAAGAGAGUUGCUCAGACAUCUUUGGCUGUGACCCACAGGAGAUGAUGCAAUCUGCACAGCCCCCCCAUGCAUGUGUGUGCACAGGCGUGGACAGAUAUCUAAAACUGGCACCAGCUUCACAAAACACUUGCCCUUAUGCAACACACAUUCACUCUACACUCAUCCUCCAUCUCGACAGAAAAUUCAAGUAUACGUUCAUAGUUGAUAUAUGCGUGCCUGUACAAAUGUGUGCACAUGUAUUCAUGUAUGUGUAUAGCUGAUACCAUUUUCAUGAAACACUCACCCUGCGUGUGAUAUACUCCUAUUUUCUAGGAAUCGCUGCCCACUGAGCUUCUAUCCAAACCUCAGUGGAUUAUAAUCUAAGUUUGGCAAACACUGAGCAGGGAGGAGUCAUGCCUGCAGGGCCCCAAGGGUCCCUGAAUUUGGGUCCUGAUCACUCUGCUCCACCCAGUCGAGCAGGCAAAUGCACUCAGCCCAUAAGGAAAAAGGGAAGGAAGGAAGGUA
Messenger RNA from Sapajus apella (tufted capuchin), 1327 nucleotides. RefSeq lists its product as uncharacterized. Lineage: Eukaryota; Metazoa; Chordata; Mammalia; Primates; Cebidae. The record is from RefSeq and is a predicted model, not a curated record. The coding region runs from base 1 to 1083 and encodes 360 amino acids. The transcript has 4 exons.